Molecule: messenger RNA, 4212 nt
Organism: Pseudomyrmex gracilis
Lineage: Eukaryota; Metazoa; Arthropoda; Insecta; Hymenoptera; Formicidae
Product: E3 ubiquitin-protein ligase RFWD2-like
Exons: 2
Coding region: 343-2397 (684 amino acids)
Biological process (GO): proteasome-mediated ubiquitin-dependent protein catabolic process
Cellular component (GO): cytoplasm
Molecular function (GO): ubiquitin protein ligase activity; manganese ion binding; protein binding
Source: RefSeq, a predicted model, not a curated record
CGGAGAUCGAAAACAACAUCUCGCUUACACCUACAGCAGUCAAGUACAAUGAGUCUGUUAAUGGCAAACUGCUGAAUAACAUUCUGCUGAGUGACUAGACAGAGAAAUGGUAUUGUACACAUGAUAUGAAGCGCAACUCGCUCCGCACAAGGAAUUCCUAGAGAAAAUAUACGCCGCGCUUUUGUAAAUUGAGAAUAUAAAUAUUGCUCGUGUGUAACGUUGUUUACCAACAACGCGACGUCGGAACAGGUGUUAGGAAAUUUUAUGAUCCGUUCAUGCGUCCCAAUUAACCGUAUUGCUGCUUUGCAAACGGACGGAAAUCGAUUAGAGUAAGUAAUAGUAAUGUCGACUUCUGGCCAUAAUAAUAUGGGAAACGAUAGCAGCGCGGGGAGCAGCGGUGGAUUAGGCGAUGGUAGCGGUAAAGUCGGUAAGAUUACGAACGUGCUGCAGAGAAUGACCGGAACGUUAGAGGACAAGAGCAACGAUUAUAUGUGUCCGAUUUGUUUUGAUCUUAUCGACACGGCGUACAUCACGCGUUGCGGUCACACCUUCUGUCACCACUGUAUCGUAAGGAGUUUGGAGAUGAAGGAUCGCUGUCCAAAAUGCAGUUUUACACUGAACGAACGGGACAUUUUCCCAAAUUUUUUGCUGGACGAACUAGUUUCGAAAUACAAGACGAGAACCAAGAGUCUCUCGCAGUUGGGUCAAUCGGCGGAGAACAGUAAGCACAGAGCGACGGGUAGCGAUUUGUCAGCUCCAGCGUCCGAUGGAUUGAGAAGCAUCGUCGCAGCUGAGAGCGCCAAUCUCACUCUACCCGAUGUGAACGUGAUGUUGGAAGUACUGACGCAACGAAAGCACUUGCUCGAGGCGGAGACUCUCACGGCACAGAACAAGCUCUUGCACGAAUUUCUUAAGCAUUUGCUGCAACAGAAAGAAGAACAAAGGAAUCAGUUACAAAAGGAGGUUGCGCUGAUCAAGAGAGACAUGGAAGAAGUGGAGAACAUUCUGAAAGAUGUUCAGAGUAAGUGUCCGCGAGUCGAGGAUGUUAAGAAAGCCAGUGAGAACGAUAGUGCGCAGGUAUCGGCCAUUAGGCGGGAGAUGCUCGGUCUUAUAGAUAUAAUAGAUUCGAAUAUGGUAAAACCCAGCGACAAGACACCGACCUGCGGUAACGACAGCUUCGCCGUACCGAGUGCCGGUCAGCCCGCGGGUGUGUCGACUCUGGCCGUGCGUAGAAAACGGCUGCACGCUCAUUUCGACGACUUUGUUCAGUGUUACUUCGAUUCGCGCGGCAAGGAACUGUUGCUCGGUCAGAAAUCGCAAACUCUGAACGAGACGCAGCAACAGCACGGCGGUCCGCACAGCACGAGUUCCGGUUUGGAUGUUUUUCGUGAGAAUCUCGUCAAAUUUUCCCGAUAUAAUUUUCUACGCCCGUUAGCUACUCUCAACUACUCCUCGGAUCUCUUCAAUAACUCCACGAUCGUAUCCAGUAUCGAGUUCGACAAGGAUAACGAGUUCUUCGCGAUCGCUGGCGUGACGAAGCGAAUAAAAGUUUUCGAUUAUAAUGCCGUGAUACGCGACACCGUUGACAUUCACUAUCCGUGUAUCGAAAUGAUCUCCAGUUCGAAGAUUUCGUGCGUCUCGUGGAAUUCGUUUCACAAAGGUAUGCUCGCGUCUUCGGAUUACGAAGGUACUGUGACAGUAUGGGACGCAACAACGGGUCAGCGUACCAAGGCGUUUCAGGAGCACGAGAAACGAUGCUGGUCUGUCGAUUUCAACGAUGUGGACACCAGACUGAUAGCGUCCGGUUCUGAUGACGCUCGGGUUAAAUUGUGGGCCUUGAACACCGAUUAUUCCAUCGCGUCCUUGGAAGCGAAGGCAAACGUGUGCUGUGUGAAAUUUAAUCCGCGCAGCUCUUGCCACCUUGCCUUUGGUUCCGCGGAUCAUUGCGUGCACUAUUAUGAUCUGCGUAAUAUGAAAGAGGCGUUGUGUAUAUUUAAAGGCCAUCGUAAGGCUGUUUCGUACGUCAAGUUCUUAAAUAAAGAAGAGAUCGUAUCGGCAAGUACGGAUUCUCAGUUGAAAAUGUGGAACAUAAAUAAUCCACUCUGUCUGCGAUCAUUCGUGGGACAUGUGAAUGAGAAAAAUUUCGUUGGACUCGCGACCGACGGUGAUUACGUCGCCUGUGGAUCGGAAAAUAAUGCAUUGUACGUAUACUACAAAGGACUGACAAAGCAAUUGUUUUCGUAUAAGUUCGACGCUGUACGAAGCAUAUUGGAGCUACAGGACAGAAGGGACGAAGAUCUGAAUGAGUUCGUUUCGGCCGUAUGCUGGAGACAAAUGUCCAAUGUAGUGGUGGCCGCUAACUCUCAAGGCAUUAUCAAAAUAUUAGAACUAGUUUGAGAUAAUUAUAUAGAGUAUAAACAUUGAGAGGGAAUUAUGUGUGAGAAUAUAAAGCGCAUAAUAUCAAUAUAAAUAUAAAAAGGGUCUAAAUAUAGGAAUAGAAAAGAACGUAGAACACAAAAUUGUAAAAUUUGCGAAGAAAUUUUCUAUUUCGGAUGAGAGAUGAAUACGAUUACAUGUACUUAUGCAACAAUCAUACAUAUACGUCACACCCAAACACACGUGACAUCGGAUAUAAUAUUUCUAUUUGUAUUCUCAGCGCUUAGUUUUUAGAUCCUUUAUGUUUUUUUUUUACAGCUGUUUUUGUCUUAUGAUUAAUUGGAACGGGAUUUCUCGAAUUUUCGUCGUUGUUUUCGUUCGUCUCGCCGUUGUCGUUGUCGUUGCCCUCUUUUUUCGCCGCGCCGUUGUUGUCAUCGUUCUCUUUGUUUGCCGCGUCGCCAUCGUGUUUUUCUUUGUUAUCCUUAUUCGCGUUUCCGUUCCAAUCUUUGCUUUUUGCUUUCGCUCUCAAUUUGGCACGUAGUAGUUUGUAAAACAUGUCGGAUUCCGGCGCGCUGUACAGAUCUAUAAAUGUUCAUUGUAUGGUCCAUGAUGCGGAUGUCGUAAACGCGGUAAAGAUUCAGAAGCAAUUUUCUCUCGCGAGCCUAAAUGACUUCGCGGUACAACCAAUUGCAAUCCGCGAGCAUCUUAUCAACAAAGAGACUGUCUCCGUCGUUUGUGAUCAGUCCCAACUCUUAUCUCGAUUGCCAAGACUUUUUUUUUUUGCCUUUUUCGCUCUCUUUGUAGUCGGCGUUUUCACGCGACAACGACGGCAACGACAACGUCGCCUUUUUGUUCGCCUGGCGUGCCAAUCGCGCUUCAACAACAUCGAGUACAUAUGUUUCAUCUCCAUGGUUAUCAAAAAAUCGCGUUGCGUUGCACUUUUGAUAACGCGACGACGAACAACGCGAUUUGUCCCGUCGCUCAUCAUGCGAUAACAACAUUGUUUUUCGUUGGCUUAUGACAACCGAGAGAAUACCACCGAUUUCUUCAAAAAGACGACGUACCGCGAAUGAAUGUGCGCAAUCGAAGAUAACCGAGUCCUGAUUGAUGCUAUUCAAAUGUCGCGGCUCGAUAUAUAAGGCAGCACGAAAUCUGCAUCAUCCUAUCUUUAUUUUACGUCUAAUAAGCGAUAAAGAUAAAAUGAUGCAAUAACGCAGAUAGCGCGCUUUCCGAACGCAGCCCUAAUUUCCAAAGUGAAGAUAACACGAUUCGAGUGAUACGAGAGAUAACACAGAUAUCGUCAUCUCGUUGUUAACGUCCUCGUUCUCGUUGUCAAAAGUAACAACGAGAAAUAUGACGAUUAUUAUUCUAAAUAAUCUUGUUACAUGUAACAAAGAUGAUUUUUAUUACAAUGGAAAACCUACGUGUAAAAUCUAACGACACUGAAAAUGCGCUAUCAACCAAUAUUAUUGUAAGUGAAGAUCGAUCAAAGCUCAAAUACAUCUGGAGAAACUUUUUCUCCGGAUCUCUCGUGUAAAUUGUGUGUAAAUAUUGAUUAGAGGAAAUUGGCUGUCAGUAUUUUUACAUUGAACGCUUGGUUGAAUUUAUCUUCUAUAAUCUGAUAUUAAAAAUAUUCGAAUUAAUUUACACGCGCGAUACACAUGUCUAAUAAACGUUGUGUACUGUUGCAACAAUUUGUUAUACAAGUUGUCGCAUUUAAUAAUUUGUGAAUACUUUUCGCAACGUUGUUGUACUACACUGAUACUUAACAUCUUAUGCACAGAUAUAUAUAUAUAUAUAUUUUUAGACAUGAUUAUAAGAGUGUAAUAUAUGUAU